AUGACUAUCACCUUCGUUCCAGGCGAAAUCAAUAGAGGGAUCUGCUCUGUUCUGCAGGGAACUUGGAAAAAUCACCAUAUAAUCGUAUAUGGCUCUGGGAACAAUCUCAUCAUCACUUCAGGCACAUUGGUCAAUGAGAAUGAAAAGGUCCAAGAGCUGAACUUGUCGAAACAUCUCCAGACAAUAUACCUCGACUCCGAUCCUGUAGCUAUAGAUUUCAAUCCCGAUAACGGAUACAUAGCUAUAACUCUCCAGAACGAAAUUCUUGUCUUCAAACCUUUGAAUGAGUUCAUGUCCAAGCCUACGUGGACCUUAGCUCUACAAUUCGCGAAUGAAGAUGGAGCUGUUAUCAAUUGCAUUCGGUGGGCACCACUAGAGAACGAGAUCGUGAUUGGUUCGAACCAAUCACUAACUUUGUAUCACAUUUAUGACGAAUACGGGACUCUUAAGUACAACAAGAGGUGGUACUCAUACCUGAGCAAUGGGAUCACGAAUCUUAAGAUUUCGAGGAAUUGCAACAAGAUUAUGUGCACCAGUGGUCCGUACGAUCGGUUACUAAAAGUUUUUUCACGAAUCAACUAUGGUGAUGACAAUACGCUCUUUGAGCUUAGCUAUCUCCAACAUCCACAGAACAGCUUCAUUAUUGAUUUCCACAAACGUAUAGAUAACGAAACUCCACAUUUUGCGAGAAGGGAGACUUUGACAGAGGGGUCACUAGCUAACAUAAAGAACAUCCGUGGGUACAUUGAUCCUGGAGAUGACAAGAGUGAAGUGAUAUAUACGGUGACUAAUGACCAUAUAUUGCAUGUCUGGGCUUCAUAUGAGUUCAGCGGCCAUUCUCAUAUAUCCAACUGGGCGACAAUGGACAUGAAAUUAGCAUUUCCAGACGAAGAAUUGGCCUUCACGUUGAUAAUAGAAAACAAUCUUUUACAGUUGUCAUUAAUUCCACCUCUAAAAAAGUACAAUAUCCGCAGCUUUGAAAACAAGGAUCUACACGAUAUGGAUCUCUUGUACAUAGUCAGUAAAACCGGAAAGGUUGCUAUCUAUUCAGUUCUGAACAUUACUGCAUGUCCUCCAAACAAUAUCAAGUUUGAGAAAGUCAAUGAUUUCACCUAUCAAUUCGACGUAAACACAUUUCCUUUAGACCUGUUCAACCACAAGUUGCCAGCAGCUCCUCUUACAAAGGAGUACAUUCAAUCUGAAGAGUACACCAUCUACAACAUAAAACCAGUGAAUAUCACUUCGUUGCGAUACUUGUUUCCUGGACGCGAUUUUUCUCCUCUUUGUUUACUUCUCCAUGAUAGAAUCAAGAAUACGUUGCGUUUUGACUUGCUUCAUUUCAGAUCGCUUCUUGCUCCCACUGAAGAAAAGCUUCAAUCCCUUGGGACUAUCCUAUUGGACAAGUUUCAGGGCCAAACGAAGUCUAUACGUAAACUUAUCAAGUCCAACUCAGCCUUUACUGAUGACAACAUAUUACUAUCGAUUCUGAACUUCCCACAGGACAACUAUAUCUGGGAGCCAUUUGUGCUAAACGAUGUCAAUACUACAAAAAUUUCCAUUACCAAACGUUUUCAACUAGGCGUCUCGGAUGUGAAGGGAGAAGCUCCAGAAGGAAUCUGGACGGCAGUGAUCUUGAACGAUAUUGAACCACCUAAGGGUGAUAAUAAGAGAAGGCAUAUGGUUGUCGCCUUUGACAAGUUGGGAAAUCUCAGUCUUUGGGACUGUAACGGAUCUGUUAACGACGAUAAGCCAGCACAUUUCAUUGAUAAGAUUGAAGUCCAAGACAGUGAAGGGGAGCGCAUUGUUCUGGAACCCAAGGCAUUUGUAUUAACUGAAUGUCCCAAGAAUUCUCAAAGCUCUCGAGAUUACUGUUUGAUAUCUUUUUUCGAAGAAGACUCUGUCAUGGCGUGGAAAAUUUCAUUGGCAUACAACAAGAAACAAGAAGUUCAAUCUUUCACAAUAGAGCCAACAGCAAUAGAUCAACUACCUCAAGAAGUAGACAUCUUCCAGAUUGUAACUGUGGAUAGAUUUGUUUCGCAAAUCACAAGAAGUCUAGUAGCCGUUAUUAGUGAAGAUGGCUUGAUUCGCAGUUUUGCCAUUGAUUUCGUUGACAAUGGAAUUAAAUGGAGAAAAACUCACAGCCUUCAUACCAAUGUGAAAAGAGCAAGAAAACUUCAUGGAGCUACGGUAAUUAACAAGAUGGCUGUAGUGGAUGAGUCUGGAUUGAAUCUCUCGGUAUGGGACAUCAAAACUGGAGUAUUGGAAUACGAAGAAUCGUUUCCUAAAGAAUAUGGUGCUGUUCGAGAUUUGGAUUGGACUUUUUUUAACUCUUCGGACAGUGCCCUGACUUCAAAUGCAAUAUUGUCUGUUGGGUUUGGGCGAUUUGUCUUGUUGUAUACUCAAUUGCGUUACGAUUACACGAACAACAUUCCUACGUUUGCUGUGUUGAAGAGAAUAGACAUUUCAGACUACACUUCUCAUGAAAUCGGAGACCUGAUUUGGUUGAAUGAUGGAUACUUGAUAAUCGGAAGUGGGAAUCAAUUCUUCAUUGACGACAAAUGGAUCAAAUUGGGUUCAAACAGUAUUGAUUCCACCAUCAGACAGUUGAUGGUAGGUUAUACUACCACAGGAGUUCAAGAUGACCUGAGUAUAUAUGAUGGAGCUGGUUACCAGAGAAUAGACAAAUCGACGGACGAGUUGAUCUACGAUAUUUCUCACUUGGUUAGGGUUCUUAAUGGCCCUCUUCCAGUUUAUCAUCCACAAUUCUUGAUUCAAGCUCUAUUCAUGAAUCAGCACCAACUUAUUCAAAAUAUUCUUGUCAAGUUAUUCCUGGAAAUCAGAAGAGGAGAGCCUAUUUCCUGGGAUUUAAACUUGGAUAUAUCCAAGGAAGUUAUGAAUAGUGAAGUCAAUAAUGUUAGGAAGAAUGGCCAGAAUGCACCCAAAGUUGAUUUCCAUAGACUUGAUAGAAGAAUGUCCUUCAAUAAUUUGGAGGUAUUCAAAAAAUUCGACAAGGAAUUGGCCGAUUUAUUAAUCCAAAAAUUAAUGAAGAUCUCGUUACCAUUGUUAACCAGACAUCAGCAGAGUACUUUGAUCUCAUUAGUCUCGAUUGUCAAGGAUUUGACAAAGUAUGUUAUUUCUGUUGAUGAGAAUGGUAUCAGAUUCUUAAUUGGUUUCAAGUUAUUCCAAUUGUCUAGCAAGCAAUCUAAGUUGUCUUUGAGAGAUAUAAACUGGGCUUUACAUUCUGAUAAUAAGGAAAUGUUGCUAGCUUCAGUGGAGGAACAUUUCAAGAAUAGAAUGAAAUGGGAGAAUAUCAAGCAAACUGGCCUAGUUUACUGGGUGAAAACACCUAGACUUAUCAAGAUUGUAGAGGCAGCUGCUAGAAAUGAGUUUAGUGAAACCAGAGAUCCGUCAGGAAAGAUUUCCUUAUUCUUCCUAGCAUUGAGGAAAAAGCAGAUGUUGAUAGGAUUGUGGAGAACUGUAAGUCAUCCUGAUCAGCAGAAAAUGUUGAAAUUCUUGAGUAAUGACUUCACAAGCAAGCGAUGGAAGUCUGCUUCAUUGAAAAAUGCCUUUGUACUUUUGGGAAAACACAGAUAUGUCGAUGCAGCUUACUUUUUCUUGCUAGCAGAUGCGGUUAAAGAUUGCUGUGCUACACUUGCUGGAAAAGUAGGCGAUAUCCCUCUUGCAAUUGCUAUUUCAAAGGUCUACGAAGGUACAUCUGCCGAUCAGGAGAAGAACCAGAGUUUGGUAUCCAUUGUAGAGAACUAUAUUCUUCCUAAUGCUGUGCAGAAUGGUGAUAGAUGGACUACAAGUUGGAUUUUCUGGCAAUUGAACUAUAAGGAAUUAUCCAUUCAAGCUUUGAUUAAAUCACCUAUCGAAAUGGUAAUUAAGCACUGUGACAAGUUUUCAGAACUGUGUAAUUCCACAUAUAUUAAGAAUAUGUCGACUACGAGUUCUGGCCAGAGUUUCUUGAAAGACGAUCCAGUUUUGAUACUCCUCUUUGAUGACUUGAGGCAGAAGCGAAUCAACUAUUUGAAGGGCUCUUUGGAUAUCACACCUCGUGAAGAGUUUCAGUUUAUCAUUAAGGUAUGUAUGAUCUAUACCAGGAUGGGGUGUGAUUAUCUUGCUGAAAUCUUGAUCAGAAACUACGUAUUCAUCCGAAAGGAGAGUGCUCAGGCUACUAUCAGUACCAACGCUUCGAAUUUUGAAGCUGAUAUUAGUAUCAGAACACAGCUCAAUGGCGACUCUGUCACUCCGAUUACAAUUGAAGAUUCAAUACAGUCUUCUCCCAGCAUUUUUUCAUCAUUCAGCGAUAAUUCGUUCGGAGGUACCAAGACCAAAGCUCUUGUAAACAAGACUCCUCCUCCGCCAAGUGUAUUUGAGGAACCAGAUAUGAGUAACUUCAACUUUGGUUUCUAA
Messenger RNA from Scheffersomyces stipitis CBS 6054, 4416 nucleotides. RefSeq lists its product as uncharacterized. Bases 1 to 4416 code for a protein of 1471 amino acids. Gene Ontology annotation, biological process: vacuolar acidification. Gene Ontology annotation, cellular component: RAVE complex. Gene Ontology annotation, molecular function: protein binding. The record is from RefSeq and is a predicted model, not a curated record. The transcript has a single exon. NCBI's taxonomy places the organism in Eukaryota, Fungi, Ascomycota, Pichiomycetes, Serinales, Debaryomycetaceae.